UAUGUAACGCUUCAUGAUCUCUGUGAUAUGGAUAAGUAUGAGAAACUGGCUAAGAUCGGCGAGGGCUCAUACGGAGUGGUGUUCAAAUGCAGACACAGGGACACCGGUCAGAUAGUGGCCAUUAAAAAGUUUGUUGAGUCUGAAGAUGACCCGGUCAUCAAGAAGAUCGCACUGAGAGAAAUCCGCAUGCUGAAGCAGCUGAAGCAUGUGAAUCUGGUGAACUUGCUCGAGGUCUUCAGGAGAAAGAGACGUCUUCAUCUGGUCUUUGAGUUCU
Sinocyclocheilus rhinocerous is the source of this 274-nucleotide messenger RNA. RefSeq names its product cyclin-dependent kinase-like 1. The annotation marks the transcript as partial. Gene Ontology annotation, biological process: protein phosphorylation. NCBI's taxonomy places the organism in Eukaryota, Metazoa, Chordata, Actinopteri, Cypriniformes, Cyprinidae. Gene Ontology annotation, molecular function: protein serine/threonine kinase activity; ATP binding. The record is from RefSeq and is a predicted model, not a curated record. The transcript is spliced from 2 exons. Gene Ontology annotation, cellular component: nucleus.